UCUCAGAACUCGAGAAAAACAACCGAGAAAUGGCUGAUUUUUGCAGCAUAUUUUCUUCAGAAUGAGCCAAGAUUAGGUUUAAGGGCAAGUUUAAUAGUCAUUAAAUUUGCUUAAAGGCCGAUCUGGCGGUUAUUAGGUAUAAAUUGCACAGGGCGUAGUGGCAAGUUUCCGGAAGGUGUCUGGUAUGGGAAGCAAGUCCAAGACGAAGGCUGCGGCAGAUAGCCCUGUUGCUCAAGUUUUGAACGUCAAUUUGACGAAUUCCAAGUUUGGAUUUGUAUCUAAAGCGGGAUGGAAGGGUAAAUCGCCUGUAAGCUCUUCUAGAAGAGUUUUUCUGGAGCCCGAUUUGGACCUCCUUGGUGGGUUUGCGUUCUUAUCCUUCGCGUCGCUCGAUGAACUCGAAAGUCAUAUCGAAAGCAACGAAGCGACAUCUACGGCCAUCAACGUAAAUGUGCGCCAGAAAAGGAAAAAAGAAGUCAGCGCUGGAAUUAUUGAGGAAAAAUUGGGCCUGUACGCUCCACCAAGCAAGAAAAAAGCUGCUACCGGUAAGAAAAAAGUUGCCAAGAAAUCUUGUCCCUUGACAACCGACGCGUUGGUAUUGUCAAGGGAGAAAACCGACACUGCCUCAGCCGCGAGCGCGUUUUUAAAUGAUCGAGAGCUUUCUCAAUCUAUCCCAGCAAAUGAUUCUGGUGACGCAAGCGAAAACAAUGAUCUGUCUUUGAGCGUUUUCUCCGAAAUUUCGCUUUUGUGCUCCGAAACUGUGGAUUUAGGGGAUGAUGAAGAUUCACAACAGGACGUAAACCAAGCUUCUGCAAAAUCUGUGGCUACUAAGAAUGUAGAAGAUGUUGUAGCUGACUUAUCAGCUUCUGGUAAGGUGAAUGAGGUUGAAUCAGAAGGGGUUGGCACAUCAUCUGAUUUGAUUCUUAGAAAGAAAACGAAGAAAAAAAGGAAACAUGAACAUUGUGAUCAAACAAGUCAAACCAAAUUUAGAAUAAAGAAACGAGGGAAACACGAAUCAAAAGUCCCAGAUACAGAGAGAACCCAAAAAGAAAAUACAGAGAACUUAGGAGAUGAUGAUAGUCUUACAUUACAAGAUGUGGAAAAUGUACAAUUUGAAGGCAGCAAUAAUGAAGAGGGAAAGAAGACUCAAGGGCCAUCAUCAUUGUUAAAACCAAAAAUGGAAAAAUCCUGGAGUGCACGAACCAUAGCAUGGCCUAUUAGAGGUGGUUUUUGGAAAAAUAAACAGAACACUUCUGAGUCAGUGGGUGCUCUGCAGUCACUGAAUUUGACUAGUAAUUUAUCUUCUGAGCUAAGUCUACCCAAAGAGGGGCCUGGGGCAGAGAAAAUUUCACAGGAUGUUUUAACACCAAUCAGCAGUGACCAAGAAGUUGAUAUUGGUGACGAAACAACAACCAUCAGUGUUUUUUCUGAUUUGAGUGACAAUUCCUCAGAAACAGACACAAUUGAUGGUAGUGGUUGUUUUCUCUUGAAUAAUAAGAUCCAAAAGGUUGAAAAAGAAGAAUCAGAGAAGGGAACAGAAGUUACAGAAGUUGACAUUGAAACAGUUGGGAGAGAAACAAGUAAGAACUUUCUUGUGGUGAGUGGCGUGGAGGCCAGUCACUUCAGUUACCACCCUGGAAUGACCAAAGAUGGAACAAUUGAUACAUCAAUUCAAGCAUGGCCAAAUGAGAUUGACAUUUUCUUGCAAUGUGCCAAAAUGCAGGAAGGGGAGGUGAUCAAGAUAAUUAAACCUGAUGAUUCUGAAGACUUACACUCCCAUAUGUCACAGAAAAAUGGUCGUGAUCCAAACACUGUUAAAGCAACAAGGAGUGCCACGGAAAGAAAGCGGCGUCACCACCUGGGUGAUCUGUUCAAUGACAUGAAGGUGGAGGUGUUUACUGACCUUGUUGAUGUAGACUUGUACUUUAGCAAACAAGCUAUUCUCAGCAAAGGAAUCAGUACAGUGGAAGAAUUAGCAAAAGAGUCAAGAGAUUUAAUUAACACAAAAAAUGAGCUUAUAAAAGCUAACAAAGAACUUCAGGAGAAAAGAAAUUUACUAAUGUUUGGAAAAAUUUCAAUUAAUGUUGAUCCUGCAAAGGUUGAUGCCAUAUUAAAGCACCUCAACAUUACUGUAGAGGAAGAAGAUGUCUCAAAAUCAGAAGAAAAUUUGAACAGGAAACAAGAUGUAGCUGUGAUAGCAAGUAACGAAUCUAAAGGUGCAAUGGAACCUUGUGUCAAGGGUCGUCCACGGGCAAAGAAGACAUUGCUGUCUCCUGUGGCAUGGAUUUCCAAUAUCAGUAACAAACCAGCACUGAAAAACAGAGAAGAACCACAAAGCUUAAGAGUUCCUCCAAAGAAAACUACUAUAGAGGGUGCUUUGGAAACAUCAAAAGAUAUUUUAGGUUUAGUGGCAUCCUCCACAGAGACAUCACCUUCAGUCAAUUCAAAUGCAUCAUGCGAAAGUCAAAGUCAGAAAGUGGGUCAAGAUCAAUCAAAAUUAUUCACCCACCUGCCACAUAUUUUCUUGACAGACAGCAGCACAGCAAAAAGCAAGCCAUCCCUGGAAUCAACCAGUCAAGAGGAACAAAAGGCAAAUUUGGUGAAAAUUUUGCCCAAGCCAGGUAUUCCUAUUCUUCAGUUACAUCCAACUCAGCAGAAAGUGAUCAUGGAAACUCUUGGACAGGUGAGGCAGCCAUCCAGCGAUAAAAUUAUUUGCAAUCUCUCACGGUUGAGUACCCAGCAGAAUCCCAGCAGUUCUACUGGAAUUCGAAUCAUUAGGAGUGAUGGCCCAUUCAUGAAUAACCUAGAAAGUAAGAAUGUUAUGCAUUUCACCAUUACUGGUACAAAUAAUACUUCAAAAAAAGCAGAUGAAGUCAGUUUGAACACUUCUUUGGCAUCCACAUUGACAACAAGUCAGCAAGUUUCAGCAACCCCCAGUGUAAAGAUGCCAAAUUUUGUCACAGGAGGGACUGCUAAAAUACCUGAAGUCUCUGGAAUCCAGACACCUGCUGUGCAAAAACAUGUCAAGAGUGCACUCUUAGUUUCCAAGCUUCCUCUGAUACCUGAAAAUGCAGAGGGUGCAAUUUUAAACACUUCUUUGGGAACCACAUUGACAACAAGUCAGCAAGUUUCAGCAACACCCAGCUUAACGGUGUCAAAUUUUGUUACAGUAGGGGCUGCUAAAAUACCUCAAGCACUUGGGAUUUCAACAUCACCCGUAGCACAAAAAAAUGAUGAAAAUACAGUCUUAGUCUCACAGAUUCCUGUAAAACCUUUACCAACAGCACAAGUUAUCAUUGAUGGAAAACAGUAUGGUGUGUUAACUUCAACCAGCAACACACCAACUUCUGACAUUGCACUGAGAGCACUAGCUUCUCUUAACCAAUUACAAGCCAACAAGGUCCCUCAAGCAGGAACAGUUACAAGCCCAGCAAGUCUGACUUUAACUCCUGUAGCUGGAAUCUUAAGUGGUCUAAAAAAUGUUGUAAUGAAAGUAGUUCCUAGGCAACCUGACACUUGCUCGUCAACAACUGACUUGCCAACAGUAUCCAUGGCUACAGGCACACCAAAAUUUCAGGGCAGCCAAGUUCACCUGACAUCUUCAAAACAAACUUUUUCAUCCACAACAAAACACCCACAGAUCUCUGUUAUACCAAUAAUUCCUAUUUCUAGUUCUUCUCCUCUGAACACAAGUCUCUCAUCAUUAACUCAAAAUUCCUUGCCAUCUUCUCCAAGUACAAGUACCAAUAGUACCAAUAGUGGUGCUAAUGUACCUCUGAUUAAAACAUGUUUAGAUCCAUUCAAUCUAGUUCCAAAACAAAUUGCAGCAUCAAGUCCACUUGCGUCAAGCCCACCCAUUUCAAGCUCCACCUGUACAGCCACUCUUCUGUCCACGCCUGUUGUGUCAACACCCAUUGUGGCAUCUACAACAGUGUCUGUAGAGCCAAGUCAUGCCACUACUGCCUUAGAUUUGGGAACUACUGAAAUCAAUAAUCAAGUGGAUGACUUGGUAAGAACUGCUCAAAGUUCUCCCAAGAUUCCUGAUGAUAUAUUUAAAGAAGAAUCAUUACAUUCUUCAACAGUUUUGACCCAGGAGAUGCUACAAAUACCAGGCUUAGAGCAAAAUCCAGAUGUGCCCCUGGCAAAACUGCCAGAGGUUAUUGAAAAUCUGGUUGAUUUGGACAAGAACACAGAUGAUGAAAAAUCACCAGAUCCUUUAAGUGAGUCUGAGGAAAGCCACUCUAAAGAAUCACCAGUUUGUGGUGUAACCAGGUCACUGCAUGCUUCAGGAAUACAAGUGGAUAAAACCUCAGUCUCUGCAUGGAGUUCUUUCAAUGUGAAAAAAGCCACCAGCCCACUAAAAGUGGAAAUCAAAGACUUCAGAAAAGUUUCAUCCUCAGUUAGAAAGGAAAGUACCCUACCAGAGUGAGGUUGAUUAAAGAAAUAUUGAGAGUGAAUUCAAAGCAAUUUCAAAUAUGGAUCAAGUACUUGACAUGUUUUGCCUCUUGCAAGUGAUAGAGUCAGAGACUUUAACCCUGACAUCAGUAUGCAUAUUCUCCAUACUGUUCUCUUUACAUCUCUUGAAGUGCUGACCAGAAGAAUUUGUUUAACAAUCAAGAGUGUCUUUAAAUUAGUGGUCGUCCCCUUUAGUUUCAUAACCCUAAUGUGUGAUUUGAGUUAACAUUGUGCUGAGAAAUUGGAUGCUAGUCACUCUUAGGGUUAAAGGGUAAAAGGAAAGUAUAUUUUUAGUUGAUAUGUUGCAAAAUGGUUCUCAAUUCCCUUUUUUUCCUUGUUUUCCAUUCUUUUUUUUUUUUUUUUGUCACAGCAGUGACGAAAGCAGCUUUGUUUAUUGAGCCCAAUAACAUGAAAUUUCAUCAGCAAGAUGUUAUUCAUAAGAGGCCUUAUUUUUCCUUGAAAAUUAGAGGUGGCUAUUAUUUUCUUAAAGGAAUAUUUUGAUGAAUGAUGGAUAAGCACCUAGGUUUCCAAAGUUCUUAAAUAGGAAAUAGGUAAAAAAGGCUAAUUCUCUUAAAGCCACAAUGAUUUUAUUAUUUGUGUAACAUGAUACAAAACCACUCCUCUUUCUGAUCUCCAUUCCACACAACCCACUAAUUUCUGCUAAAUUACAAUUAGUUUUAUCAGUAAAACAUAGUGGUAUAAAGCUCAGGUGUUAAAAGAUAUUAUAAAGAGUUCUUCUUGUUGCAUUAAAAAGAAAAUUACGCAGCUUAAUGGUUCAUGAAAGAGCAAACAGUAUUGACAAUGCAUGACAGUUAGGUAAAAUACCUUUCAAGGGUUAUGUGAUGUAAGUGAAAUAUUUAAUACACUGUUAAACCUUCCAUUUAAUCUUGCCAUCAUGAGACAACUCUGCUAUUUACUGUGUUAAAACAAACUGAAAUUGAUAUAGAUAUGUAUGUAAUGAAAGAUAAAGUUAGGGAAAGAGUAGUUAACACAAAGCUGCAUGUUCAAACAGUUUACAGUGACUUGGUUACCAAUUUGUUUCUUUUCUAGAAUUGUUUUAGUAGGAAGUAAAUGGUUAUUUGAUAAACAGGUGAAGGCCUUGUUGCAAAAGGUUUUUAAGCCUGUAGUUAAAUUUUGGGAUUUUGUUGCCUUCAUCCUUAUAAACACCUGCUGGCACAAUAAUUUUCCUCCCCCUGAUUCAAUUUGAAGUUGGAUUGCUCUUAAAGGUAGCAAGGAAUGUUGCUCUCAGCAAGUCAAGCAGGGAAAUUAUUGUAGAGAGGAUGGCAGCAACUUCUCUGAUAACAAGUAUUUAGGAGGGUAUACUACUGUACUUGCAGUCAUCAGUGACAUUAAGUUGUUGGUAUAGCACUAGUGCUGAUAAAUGUGAAGAUUUCUUUUGUAUAACAAAGAAAUUAAUUUAAUUUCAUCAUUAUCAUUAUUUUUGAGUGUGUGGUAGAGAAAUACAAAUUUAGUAGCCAUGUCAACUCUGUAAAUUUCAGUACAGGUAUAUAAAUAAAAGAGUGAAAAGACAUUUUGUUUAAAGACAAUGUAUUUUUUUGUGCAAUAUUUAACUAUAUAAUUUGUCUAGUGUUUUAGUGUAAAUAGCCCCUAAUUAUCAAUUGUAUCUCAUUGGUGAGGGGGAGAGGGGGCAGGUUUUAUUUCACCUGUUUUAAUUGGUGAAUUAAAGGGGGAAGUGAAGCUCAUUGGCCCUUUUUAUCCAGCAAUAAUCCUGGUGCUCACUAAAUUCAGUCAGAGAAUCAGUCAAAUGAAAUAAAUUUAUCAUGUAAAGAUUCUUUUUAUUAAUAACAUGUUUUACUGACAGAGUUAAAAUAAAUAAGUUUAAAUAAGCACUAACCUUUGUUUAUUUUUUCAAUAACUUAGCAAGGAAAAUCGUAAACUAAUCAUGUAUCCAUGCAGUCACUCAGGAAAUUCUCGUAUUUAAAAAAAAAAA
Molecule: messenger RNA, 6403 nt
Organism: Pocillopora damicornis (cauliflower coral)
Lineage: Eukaryota; Metazoa; Cnidaria; Anthozoa; Scleractinia; Pocilloporidae
Molecular function (GO): protein dimerization activity
Source: RefSeq, a predicted model, not a curated record